UUUACUUUGUUCAAUUCACUUUUUUCAUCACUUUUUCCAUUCAAUCCUCUCACCUCUUCUCUUCUAAUCAAUCUUUGCACGGAUCCAUGGGGGAAAAAACUAUUGACUCUACUUCUAAACAUCGGGAACAACAUGGAGAGGCAAAAGAUGUUGUUAGAAGAACCUUGAAGACCAAGAUUAAACAAUUAACUAAUCAAAUCCUUGUUGAGAGAGGGCAAUCAGUCAAAGAAAAAAUUCAAAGACAUUGGGAGCAUCUUGAGCUUUUGUUUUCAAUAGUCAUGUCAAUAAUAUUUGAAAGGGGGUCUUUGGAAACCGAGAAAAAUGUCAAUAUGCUUUCUUCAAGAAUUCACAAUCCUUUAUGUAAAUUAAGUGGCUUUCCUAAAGGUAUUGUGGAGAAGAAUCAAAUCAACAAUGUUGACUUAUCACCAACAAAAAGCAUUAGGAUUCCACACACGGAUAAAUUACCACAAUAUACAUCUUGGGUAUACGUGGCUAGAAAUGAGAGAAUGGUCGAUGAUCAAUCGGUUAUCGGGAAAUACCAAAUGUACCAUGAUAAAAAUAAAGGUGAAAUGGUGAUAUGCAGUGACAAUGAGGAAGAGAUAGUAGAUCCCGAGGAUGUCAAACAUGAAUUCACUGAGGUUGAAGACAAAUUUUUGCGGAUGACGCUUGAAGAAUAUGGGUGUACUGAGGAGGUAUUGAAUGUCGUUAAAAAAUUUGUUAAGACUACUAAUUCAGAAAUUCAGGAGAGGUAUGAAAAACUCAAGGAAAAGAAUAUGGAGAUUCUAGACCAACAUUGUGAAGAUUGUCAUUGUAGAGGAUGUGAAAAUCAUCUUGGAUUAUGUUUGGAAAAAAGCUUGAGUGUUACUUUAGAAACUUUCAAUAAUCUUUUAUGUCGACAAUGUCUGAUCUUUGAUUGUCCUAUGCAUGGCAUUAAUAAACCUUUAGUAUACCAUAGUGAAAACCAACCAGUUUGGCUUGAACCUGAAGGUGAUAAGAAACCAUGCAGUGAUCAAUGUUACCUCAUGUUAAAGGAUGCUAGGAUUUUGUCGAAAAAUUCAACUCAAUGGUCUUUUCAAGAUAAAGUAAUUACAACAAUGGAAGAGGACUCAAUAUUGCCUCGUGAUGAUGAAGAAAACCACACAGUGUAUUAUGCAUCUUUGAAAAGUCUUGUUGAACAUACUUCAGAAAAACUAACAAUUUCUGGUAGCUCUGGCCAUGGCGAGUGUGACAAAAGAGUUGUGGAUGGACAAAAAGAUCUCAUAAAUGGGAUAAAACUUAACCAAAUAUCCAUUUCAAGGGAAGUGCAAGCUAAUGGGAUGUCAAGCGACUCAUAUUGGAGACCUCUGGAAAUGGAUUUGUAUUUGAAGGGAGUAAAAAUGUUUGGAAAAAAUAGUUGCCUUAUAGCCAUUACCUUACUUCCUGGCUUGAAGACAUGCUUGGAAGUAGCUAGGUACAUGUUUGGUGGUGGGGAGUUAAUGACCAAUGGAUUCAUACCAAGUUCAAUCAUGGAAAAAAAUGAAAAGAUCAAUGCAGGGUGCACAGACCAAGAAAUGUCAUCAAGAUCACGACCGCAACGAAAAAAAGGAAAACCUAAAAAGUUCAAUUAUUCUCGAAAGUCUGCUGGCCUCCCACCUAGAUGGCGAAAAAUUGCUUAUGGGCAAAACUUGUGUAAUAAGCAAUAUACUCCUUGUGGGUGCCAUGGAAUAUGUGGAAAGGAAUGUUCCUGUCUUGUUAAUGGAACUUGCUGUGAAAAAUAUUGCGGGUGUUCAAAACACUGCAGUAAUCGAUUUAGAGGAUGCCGUUGCACAAAAAGUCAAUGCAAAAGUCGAUCAUGUCCAUGUUUUGCAGCCAACCGUGAAUGUGACCCAGAUGUUUGUCAAAAUUGUUGGGUUAGUUGCGGUGAUGACUCAUUGGGGAGGCUACCUCGACAUGAAGAUGCUAAGUGUGGAAAUAUGAAUCUUCUUUUAGGGCAAAAAGAAAGGAUUCUUUUGGCAAAGUCAGAUGUUAUAGGAUGGGGAGCCUUUGCAAAGAACCCAAUUAGCAAAAAUGUUUGCCUAGGAGAGUACACGGGUGAGCUAAUCCCUCCUAAAGAAGCAGAAAAGCGUGGGAAACUAUAUGAUCGCAUAAACACUUCCUUCCUUUUUAACCUCAAUGACCAGUGGGUUAUUGACGCUUUUCGCAUGGGAGACAAGUUAAAAUUUGCAAACCAUUCAUCAAAGCCCAACUGCUAUGCAAAGGUGAUGCUUGUUGGAGGAGAUCAUCGAGUCGGCAUAUUUGCCAGGGAAAACAUUAAAGCUGGUGAUGAGAUUUUUUAUGACUAUGGCUAUGAUCUAGAUUCUGCACCGCUAUGGGCUCUUCCACCCAACGAGGCGGCCAAGAAAGACAAAUUAGUUGUUUCUCUGAGUAGGACAAAGAAAAAAGAAAAAAAAUCAGUUUCAUUUCAAUAAUAAGUCUCACAACACACUUUUAUAUUCUACCAAAAAGAAUAAUAUUUUGAUUAAGUUUUCUAAAAGUGUAUUUUUUUUUCUUUAUAGAAUACAUAUUUAACUUAUCUAUUUUCA
Molecule: messenger RNA, 2561 nt
Organism: Glycine soja
Lineage: Eukaryota; Viridiplantae; Streptophyta; Magnoliopsida; Fabales; Fabaceae
Product: histone-lysine N-methyltransferase EZ1-like
Exons: 17
Coding region: 87-2447 (786 amino acids)
Biological process (GO): chromatin remodeling
Cellular component (GO): PcG protein complex
Molecular function (GO): protein binding; histone methyltransferase activity
Source: RefSeq, a predicted model, not a curated record